Molecule: messenger RNA, 603 nt
Organism: Striga asiatica
Lineage: Eukaryota; Viridiplantae; Streptophyta; Magnoliopsida; Lamiales; Orobanchaceae
Source: the annotation of a GenBank genome assembly
AUGGGCAAUGUUCUGGCUAUAUGGGAAACUGGGGAGUCUGACUCAGACCACAGAGAACUGAGGGAGCACAGGGCUGGAACUGAGGAGGAGGGUUUUCAGGGAGUGGAGUUCUGCCAAAGGGCAAUGUCAAUUGGCCAAGCCAUAAGCAAAGCAAGGAACAGGCAUACCAUCGAGAUUGAACUGAACUUCCAAGUCCGUCUUACCAUCCACCUCUUUUGUCAAAAAGAUGGACAGGCUUUGAUGGUGAAGUUGAUAUGGGAUCUCACCCCGAACUCAGAAUCUCUUUGGGUGAAGUGGGUGCAUGAGUAUUAUGUUAAAUCGGAAACGGUUUGGUCAUAUACUUUGCCGGUCUCGGCGUCAUGGCAGAUGAGGAAGAUCUGGAAGCUUCGGCAUGACGCGCUGCGGUGUAUUGUGCCGGGGGUUCGGCCGACUUGGGUAGUGGCCGGAGUUUUCCUCCGCCUAUACAUAUCAGCGGAUUCGACAGCACCAAUUGCUGACAUGGGUCGCGUGAUGAUGAGAGUAGAUUAUAUAAGUGAAUAUAUUCAAACUCUCUUUCAUCGUUACGUGCCUCUCAAUUACAUCGAUCCUGCGCUUACCCUAUGA